AUGUUUAAUCCGGCCGGUCUCUUCAAGGAAAUUCCUUGUCCUGAAGGGAUAGGGUGCAAGCUUUUGAAUUGCAUGUUCGCCCACAGCGACAAAGAUACUCUCAGUAUAACAAAAACUGAAUCAAAGGAUGCGCCUGUCACUACCGGUGCAAAUAUCGCGAACCUGAAUGAAGAGCCUUUGCUAAAGAGAAGACGCAUUGAUGCCGAUUGCAAUGAAUCGCAAUCUCGAGACAAGGCUGAGCGCCACAAGCACAACAAAAGCAAUAAUACUCCGCGCUCUAGUGGCCCCGUUACCGAGCAUCAAGUCUCGUCAAAUGGAAAUCAAGGUCUAAAAUCUGCGUCAAAAGCCGUUUCUCCUCCCCUUAUUCACCGUUCAAUCUCCCCAGAGUUUAAACAGGAAACCAAAAGGCGUCCGCCCGGAGAGGGAGCGACGGAUUCCACUGUCGCCUCCAUUUCCACACUGCGUAGACAGGUGAAAAAGGAGACGUUGAAUCCCCGACACCUGUCGAAACCUCCCGUAUCACACUCGAUACGCUCCGCUAUACUCACAAAACUACAUGAAGAGAUGGUUAGACUGAACGCUCAGCUUGUCGCUCUAAACGAGCAAGCUAAGAGGGCCCUUAUUUUGUCUGAAGAUGAACUCAUAGUUAGGGCGCUAGAUGAAGAGGAAAAGGCUGCGAAGGAGACACCUUCCGUUUACUCUAAUGUCAUCAAACUUCGCAUUACAAGGCUCAAGAAGAUGAAGUUGAGUGAGUGGAAAGAAGAUGUACUAAAUUAUUUACGGCCCAAGUGCACACAGUCCCAACCCGUGAAAGAUCCGGAGCAGCCCAUAGUAACUGGGUUGGACGUACAAGGAGAAAUUGCAAUGCUCUCCAAAUUCUUUGCUUCGGCUGAAGCACAGGUCAAGGCCGGUUAUAUCACCGAAGCUCCUUCGAAGGAAGAUAUCGAAAACGCAACUACGGGAAGUCUCAUGGCACAAGGCUGGGAGCAAUGUGACCGUUGCAAUGGGAGGUUCCAGGUCUUCCCCGGCCGCCGAGAGGAUGGCCUUUUGGCCUCAGGAGGGCCAUGCACAUAUCAUCACGCGAGACUUAUCCGCCCGCCCAGGAAGAAAACUGAUCAUAUUGUGGGCCAGACGGAAGCAUACUUCCCAUGUUGCAACGAGACCGUUGGUACUUCCACUGGAUGCACGAAGGCCGAAUCGCACGUCUACAAGGUGACGGAGGUAAAGAGGUUGGCUGCAAUCUUGCAAUUUGAAAAGACUCCGCGUCAGCCCGAGAAGGGCGCUCUGCCACCCGUAUGCUUCGACUGCGAAAUGGGAUAUACAACUUUAGGACUAGAGCUCAUCCGAUUAACAGCAAUCACAUGGCCGGAGCGGAAGAAACUGGUUGACGUUCUCGUUCGACCAAUGGGAGAGAUAUUGGAUCUCAAUUCCCGGUAUUCGGGCGUGCGUCCCGAACACUUUGCAAAUGCCAUCCCCUACAAACCCGAUCAGGUGCUCGCUUCGUCAAACAGCACAUCUCCACCUGAUCCCACCGUACUACCCAUCGUUGAGUCGCCGGCUGCUGCGCGUGCUCUGUUGUUCGAACAUCUGCAGCCCGAAACCCCCAUAAUUGGCCACGCCAUUGACAAUGAUCUGAAUGCUUGUCGCAUGAUUCAUCCAACGAUCGUUGAUACCGUGCUAUUAUACCCACACCCGGGAGGUUUACCGUUUCGAUUCGGCCUUCGGGCACUGGCGAAGAAACAGGAGGGGGCAGCCCAGGGCCAUGACUCCAUGGAAGAUGCGAAAGCCACGGGAGAUCUAGUUAGGGUGAAGGUACGGGAGACAUGGACGAGGUUAAAACCGCUGGGAUGGAUGAUCAAAGGCGGCAAAUUGAUUGAGCCUCAGCCCACCAAGACCAACAUCAAACCUUUUAGUACGGGACUCGGGGUGCUAGGGGCUGGUGCGGGAACGAAAAGAACGAUUGGUGAUGAUGAUGAUAAGUCUUAA
Uncinocarpus reesii 1704 is the source of this 1986-nucleotide messenger RNA. RefSeq lists its product as uncharacterized. Gene Ontology annotation, molecular function: exonuclease activity; nucleic acid binding. Bases 1 to 1986 code for a protein of 661 amino acids. The record is from RefSeq and is a predicted model, not a curated record. The transcript is spliced from 2 exons. Lineage: Eukaryota; Fungi; Ascomycota; Eurotiomycetes; Onygenales; Onygenaceae. Gene Ontology annotation, cellular component: nucleus.